AUGGUGAAGGACUGCAUCGACUUUGCUAGAAGAUGUCAAGUUUGUCAAUUUCAUGGCAAUUUCAUCCAUCAACCUCCCGAACCAUUGCACCCAACUGUGGCUUCUUGGCCAUUCGAUGCAUGGGGUUUGGAUAUAGUUGGAUCACUCCCAAAAUCUUCUGGUGGACAUAUCUUCAUUUUGACAGCUACAGAUUAUUUCUCAAAAUGGGCUGAAGCAACUCCACUAGGAGAGGUCAAAAAGGAGAAUGUAGUGGAUUUCAUUCGUUUGCACAUCAUUUAUCGGUAUGGUGUCCCACGUUAUAUUAUCAUCGAUAAUGGUAAAUCUUUUUGUAAUGUGGCAAUGAAUAAACUUUACAAAAAGUUUCAUUUCAAACAAUACAACUCUUCCAUGUACUAUGCUACUGCAAAUGGACUCGCUGAAGCAUUCAACAAGACAUUAUGUAAUCUGUUGAAGAAAAUCGUGGAUAAAUCGAAAAGGGAUUGGCAUGUUCGAAUUGGAGAAGCGCUUUGA
Messenger RNA from Coffea arabica (coffee), 510 nucleotides. NCBI's taxonomy places the organism in Eukaryota, Viridiplantae, Streptophyta, Magnoliopsida, Gentianales, Rubiaceae. The record is from RefSeq and is a predicted model, not a curated record.